Messenger RNA from Rhopalosiphum padi (bird cherry-oat aphid), 2534 nucleotides. RefSeq lists its product as uncharacterized. Lineage: Eukaryota; Metazoa; Arthropoda; Insecta; Hemiptera; Aphididae. The transcript has a single exon. The record is from RefSeq and is a predicted model, not a curated record. Gene Ontology annotation, biological process: DNA integration. Gene Ontology annotation, molecular function: nucleic acid binding. The coding region runs from base 4 to 1116 and encodes 370 amino acids.
GCAAUGCUCAUUGCUGGACACUGGCAUCGUUAUGCCUGUCAUGCUAGUCCUCGGUUGCUUACAGCAAUAAUAUCGAGACGAUUCUGGAUCGUUAACAUUCGUUUGAUUGUUCAUCGCGUGAUCCGAAAAUGUACUGUCUGCGUGCGAGUAGCAACAGUCAACCCUCAACCUCAGAUGGCAGAUCUGCCAGGGUUCCGAGUUCAGGAAGCUCAUCCGUUCUCUGUUGUCGGCGUUGACUAUGCGGGACCUCUGCAGAUGAAAGAGCUAAGUCUCCGUAAGGCUCGUAUCUGCAAAGUAUAUAUAGCUGUUUUUGUCUGCAUGACCACCAAAGCGGUACAUUUGGAGUCGGUUACUGCUCUGUCGACAGAUGCGUUUUUGUUGACGUUGGAUAGGUUCGUUGCUCGUCGUGGCCUACCUUCGUCUAUUUAUUCAGACUGUGGCACUAAUUUUGUUGGUGCAGCUAAGCAGUUACGUCGGUUGAUCAACCACCCAGACCAAAGAGAUAGGAUCUCAGGUCAUUUGCCGUGCGAGUGGCAUUUCAAUCCCCCUGGUGCUCCCCAUUUUGGUGGAAUUUGGGAAGCCGCCGUGAAGUCGGCUAAGUCGUUGCUUUUACGUACGAUGACGUCUCAGAUUUGGACGUUAGAAGAGUUUUCUACUGUGCUGUGUAGGGUAGAAGCCGCCUUGAAUUCUCGUCCGCUCGUUCCCGUUUCUUCUGAUCCGAAUGACCUGGAAUGUUUGACUCCGGGCCACUUCCUGAUUGGUAGACCGUUGCUUGCGAUACCAGAAUCAGAUGUUCCUGAUGCGCAAAGAUCAGUCCAGACUCGCUGGAAGCUCAUCCAGCAGUCGUUCCGUUCGUUCUGGCGUCGUUGGUCGCAAGAAUACUUGAACACUCUUCAAGCUCGUGAAAAGUGGGUCAAGUCAGGUGACAACCUGAAAGUAGGUACUAUGGUUGUAGUGAAAACUGGCGACGCUCCGCCACUCUCCUGGCCCUUAGGUAGAAUUGUUGAAGUGUACCCGGGACCAGACCAAAUAGUACGUGUAGCUAAAGUACUCACUAGUCAAGGGGUAUUUACUAGACCAGUAGUUAAGCUGGUGCCUUUGCCUACUGAUCCGUAGACAAAAUGUUGAAUCUAUUCUUAUUUACACCUUAUAUACCUAUUUUGCUAUGACUAUGUUCGUGGUGUUGUUGCUCAUCGGUGGUUCCAUCACCUCUGCUACCAUGGAUCUCGUCGGCUGCUCGGCCUCCGGGAUCUUGGUAGUGGUAGAUGUUAGUUUUUUAGGUAUUAAGAUUGUUUAAUGAGCAAUGGUUGUUUUUAUAUAUUGUAUUAUAAUAUGUAUUUAUAUUUAAAAAAAAAAAUAAUGUUAUAGUUCCUAUUGAACUUGUGAUAAUUAACGUUCGUUCCUAUGCUCAUGCUCAAACAUAUAUAUUAGUUUAUGUUUAUUUAAUAUUUUAUAUUUAUUGAUUGUUAUAUUGAUUGUUCUAUUAAUAUUGUGAUGGUCAACGACCAAUGUUGUCCCUUUGUUAAAUCCCGUUCAUCGCUCUGUUGGUAACUGCUCCGUUCAUAAGCGCGACUGCUCUGUCCACCUGCUCAAGCUGCUCCGCUCAACUGCUCCGUUCACCUGCUCAAGCUGCUCCGCCCUUACUGCUCCGUACACCGGCUCAAUAGCCCACCUUUCAGCUCCGAAAAAUCGAACUCGCUUUGCAAGAAAACGGGUCCUUGCAAGGGGGAGUAUGUUCGAUCCUUUUGUCCAAGACUGAUUACCGCCGGUCUUGGACAGGGGUCUGAUAAGUGACCACGCUCGGUCACCCGCGAAGUUGGCACCCCUGACGUGUACGUCGCCCUGGUUCGGGCAACGACGCAUACGCCGCCGCCAACGGUCGCUGUCGUCCGUUUACGUUUGUUCUGUUCCGUUCGCCGUUACGUCAAACCCGUGUGCUCCCACGUUAGCGGCCAUCUUGUUGCGAAAAGUGUGCUCACACCACAAGAUUGUUCCUUUGUCGCUGUUAUUAGCAUAUUACAAUCUGAUUUGCUUAACCGCAUGAAACCAUCGCGCUCCCGAUCGAAUGCGCUGUCGUCCGUUUACGUUUGUUCUGUUCCGUUCGCCGUUGCGUAAAUCCACGUGCUCCCGUGUUGACGGCCAUAUUGUUGUUAAAAGGUGUGCUCGCAUCACAAGUUUGCUCCGUCGAUAUUGCUCUAUCAGCAUAUUAUAAAUCUGUUCGAUUUCACGAUACGAUCGCAUCGAGCUCUCGAUCGAAAACGUUAUUUAACGUGCGAGUGUCGAUACGACGUUGAUUCGCGUGCGCGACGUUCCGGUGCUCCCCGAUCCACGUGUUCCUGAAGUCUUCAGUUCCGAGAUAUAGCAGCUCCGCCUUCAAUCAAAGAUCAACCGCAGUUCAGCAAGUCCCAGGCAGUUCCGCCCAGCAACGAGUGUUCCCUCAGAGCGGUGUUCCCCGCCCUCCCCUUACUUCGCUACACGCUCGUGGUCGCGUGCAAUUAUUAUUUAUACGUUAAAUAUAUAUAUCGUAAUAUUUA